UUAAUAAAGUUUUGGUUUUGUUUAUUUGUUUUGUUGUGAUAAUUUGUAACAAAUUAAAUUUACUUUCUUUCCCUAGCGUAUUAGUUUCCAUGUUAAAAAUAAAUAAAUAAUUAAUUAUGAAUAACAAAAUACUAUGUAGGAUUUGUUUGACCCAUUCUGUUGAUCAUACAAAUAUGUUUAAUAUUUUCUCAAAAGAAGACAAAGUGAUGAUUUCUACGAAAUUAAUGCUCAUCGCAAAAAUAGAGAUUUAUUCAGAUGAUGGUUUACCUACCAUGAUAUGUUCUAAGUGCCUUACACUUCUAAACAAUUGUCUCGACUUCAUUGAUUUGUGUCGAGUGUCUGACCAACAACUACGGGCUUCCCUCAAAAAUAAGUUGGAACUAACUAAUCAUCAGACUGACACAUAUGAUUCUGUAAAUAGUGAUGAUGAUUCCAUGAAAAUUGAACAGAACUCCACAGAUGAGGGCACAAUUUAUGAUAGUAAAGUUAUAGCUAAAAUUCCCAAAAAUAUUGAUAAAAAGAAGAGAGGAAAAAAGCAACAAUGCUCUAUUUGUGGGAGAGUCAUGUCAUCAUCAUAUCGACUCAAAACACACUUGGUUACACACUCUGGAACUCGUCCGUAUUCUUGUCCCCACUGUGGAAAACAUUUCUCGCUUCCAGAGAACCUCAAAGUUCACCUAAGGACUCAUACAGGUGAAAAGCCACUUAGUUGUUUGAUAUGUGGCGAAUCUUUCGCCCAAUCUUCAGGGCUGAUAGCCCACAGGAGGAAACAUACUGGACAGCUGCCAUACCAAUGUAAACUAUGUCCACGCAGUUUUCGAACAAUAGGACAUUUGCAGUAUCAUACAAAAAGACACACGGGUGAAAAGAAAUUCGAAUGCGACACAUGCGGUCGAGGGUUCAUCACGCGAGGUGACUUGAAGCAGCACAUAGCAACCCACACGGGUGAUCGCUCUCAUGUCUGCACUAUAUGCGGCCUGCGACUUACUCGGGCUUCCAACCUUAAGAGACACAUUCACCAGUUACAUAGUCGCGCUGAAACUACCUUUAGCAACUCGAAGACUGAAAAAGAUAAUCAAAAAAUACGUAACGAUAGGUUUAAAGAGACAGAAGCAAAAUAA
Ostrinia furnacalis (Asian corn borer) is the source of this 1121-nucleotide messenger RNA. RefSeq names its product zinc finger protein 32. The record is from RefSeq and is a predicted model, not a curated record. Gene Ontology annotation, molecular function: zinc ion binding. Lineage: Eukaryota; Metazoa; Arthropoda; Insecta; Lepidoptera; Crambidae. The transcript has 5 exons. The coding region runs from base 117 to 1121 and encodes 334 amino acids. Gene Ontology annotation, cellular component: nucleus.